This is a messenger RNA of Cimex lectularius (bed bug), 1092 nucleotides long. Its product is annotated as putative nuclease HARBI1. The transcript has 3 exons. Bases 125 to 1045 code for a protein of 306 amino acids. The record is from RefSeq and is a predicted model, not a curated record. Lineage: Eukaryota; Metazoa; Arthropoda; Insecta; Hemiptera; Cimicidae.
AUUAACAGAUGAUGAAGAUUUCCUUGAGUUAUUAGCUCUACAUAUAAACAAAGAAAGGGUUUUUAGAACCAGACAGGAACAUUUUCACGAAUGGGAUAACGAUGAAUUCUUCAAUAGAUUCAGAAUGACAAAGAAUGCAGUGAACUUCGUGUUAGAGAAAAUAAGAAAUUCAAUCACUCAUCGUACUACCAGAAAUCAGGCUACCGCCCCUGAACUGAUGUUACAAACUACACUUCGAUUUUAUGCAACAGGAUCGUUUUUGACAGUUUGUGGUGAUUUCAGUGGGUUGCAUAAAUCUACUGUAUGUAGAAUGGUGCGCAGAGUUUCUCGAGCUCUUGCAUCAUUGAGGCGAGAAUUCAUUCAUUUCCCAAAAAACGAAGCAGGAAGAAUGGCUGUCUGUGCUGAAAUGUACAAAAUCAGCAAAUUUCCAAAGUGCAUAGGUGCUAUUGAUUGCACUCAUGUUCGUUUACAAUCUCCAGGUGGUAAUCAAGCAGAGCUAUUUCGCAACACGAAAGGAUUCUUUUCAUUGAAUGUACAGACAGUUUGCGAUGCAGAGCUGAAGUUCGAAAACAUUGUUGCCAGGUGGCCAGGUAGCACACACGAUGCCCACAUUUUUAGAAAUUCAGUCUUAAAAACACAAUGUGAAAAUGGAGAUAUGAAAGAUCUUGUUUUGGUUGGUGACAGUGGGUAUCCUCUAAAAAAAUGCUUGCUAACAAAAUUAAAUCACCCAACCACAAGAGAGGAAAUACUCUACAAUGAGUCCUUAAUUAGGACAAGAAACGUUGUCGAGAGAUCGUAUGGUGUUUGGAAACGUCGCUUUCCUAUACUUGCUAUUGGAAUGAGGUGCAACUUUAAUUUGGUUGAACCAAUUGUGGUAGCAACUGCAGUAUUGCAUAAUAUAUCAUGCAUUUUCAAAGAUCCGAUUCCAUUCAUCAAUGAUGAAGUGGAAACACAAAUUAUUAACCUUCAGUUCAAUCAAAUUGGAGAAGUGGAAUAUGAUGGGAACGCAAGAAUUCCAUUUAUCGAAUAUUUUGAUACCUUAUAGAAACACCAUCGAACGUAUAGAAGUUAUGUAAAGAAGUAAUACAAAAA